AGCGGAUCGUAGGAGGGAGGCAUCACCGACACCGGCUCGCUUUGGACGAAUAUUGUUUCGCUGCUCUUAACCUCUACAUGGACAUCGUCAGCCUGUUUCUGCACUUUAUGAAGAGGAUGAGAGUUUGAGUUUAUUUCAAUGUAGUACUGAGAAGAUAGGAAGGAUACUGAAGGAGUUGAGGGAGUUUAGUUUUUCACUUUAUUACUGAGAUAGGAGGGAGGGUUGAUAAAGUGAGUGAAUUAAUUGAGCUAGAAAAGAUACGCUGUUGGUCAAGGUCAUAGUCAUGAAAUCUCACAAAGAUCAGACGCGUGAAGAUCACCAAAAUGACCAAGAUCGCCAGGCGAACAAGGUACCCACCGGCACCAUUUUCAACGCGUUGGCCUUAGUUGGCGCGGGUGUCGGCGGUUUCUCCUCUCUCUCUCGUAUGUGGCUCAAGCCUCCCAAUACAGUCAAGGACAAAAGCAACACCGGGAAGGUCUCAGAGAUAACCUACAGACCUAAACGCAUAUAGUUCCGAAAUCAAUGAUCAGCAGGCAAAUGACCUCCAACGAAUUCAGAUAGCAGAAAUAGCGAAUGUCUCACAGCUGUAGUCAGGGCCAUCACGUCUUGCCAGUUCUGACCAAUGACGAAUACCAGUGCAUGGCGAUCGUAUGAGUCAAUGACGAUAGCAUAAGCGUUCCCAUAUGAAGCACAUGAAAGUAUCCCCAUGCGUCAUGAUAUCCCAAUGAAGAAGCUGAGACUUCCUCCUUGCUACCCCAAUGAAUAUCCACAGGGACCAAAGCAGCCAGAGAUCAUUAGUCUCAGGCUGUGAGUGCAAGUUGUGCAAUCUAUAUCAAACUCAAGCGUUUCUCACCGAGAAACUAGACGCGGCUUAACAGUCUGUGUUCGAAUGGUCCAGCACUACUGUGACCCUUGAGCUUAGUAUAGAGUAGAAACCCAUCUAGAAGCAGCUUUUCAAAAUGUCCUGCGAUGCGAAAGAAAUCUCGAAGAAACUCGGACAGAAGUCCGACUGGCGAGGAUGGCCAUACGCCAGGAAGCUAGCCGUCUCGGCUUGCUUCAAAACUGCACGAAUGUAGUCGGCAUUCCGGCGGCUCCUCAUGGUAUUCCUCAAGGAGUUACCACCCGGGAGGACGCAAUCCGUCAAAAGUGGCGCAGCCUGAAAGAUGCGACCCUUCGUAGUCUGAAAGGUGCCGCCGCGUCGUUCAUCAACCACCAGAACGAUAGUGGUCAGGUGGGUGCGAUGGAUGCGGGUGAGAUUGUUGCGCCCCUUCGUGAUGUAGGACACUUCGACCAAAACAACCGUCAGGAACAACGGAUGAAGGUAAAGCCGCUUGCAGAUGGUUUGCUGAAGUUUCACGACACGGAUCAGCCUGCAGAUGUCGCGGGAUUCUUGUCGAAAGUCCGAGGCAUCAUGAACCAGUCGCCCACCGUGUACCCGCCGGAAGCAGGAGUGCCAGAAAGUGACCAGCAGAGUGGUGCACGACUGCAGAAGUUGCCCGAGCUGUUCUGCAGGAACUUCAAGGCAACGACCGAACGCAUGCAGGAAGAAGAUGGUCUGACAUUUGACCAGAUUGGUGACCGACUUGAAAAGCGUCGCGCGACGUUGAUCGAGGCGGGAAUCUACAAAGCUGAGAGCGAUCCCCUCGGGAAGGCGUUCCCGGUCAAUGUUCAGGAAGCCUCGAAUAAGCGUUCUCGUGAAGAAGAGGAUGACGAGGAGAAGGCCAAUGAAGGUGGUAGGAUCUUUCUGUCUAAAAGUGCUCUCAAGCGCUUCAAGGCAAACACAAAGAAGAAGAUCGCCGCCGAGGUCUAUGCCUCCAACUCGAACAGCAAAGGAGACCCGCGUCUUGUUGGAAGAAUCCACAGAACCAGGCAAACUGGAACUGGAGCACCGGCUCCCAAUCUAGUAGUGUUACGGGUAAAGGUGGAAAGGGUAAUGGCAUGGUUCACAUGUCUCAAGUUGCGGAGCUGUUCCAAGCUCUCAACGCCGCAGAGCAGAGCUGAGUUGCGGAACCGGUGGAAAGUGGACUUUGCUCGCUGAACUUGGACGAAGGUGAGGGUGAAGAAGAAAUAGAGCUAAAUAAUAUUGGGGAGAUAAAACUUGUGGGGCAUAGUCUUUCAACUAGUUCCAUUACUGCAAGAGAAGAAGUCUGUCUGGUUGAUAGUUGUGCAAACAAAUAUACUCCAAGACACAAAGACGAUUUUAGUGAAAUAACUAUGAGAAUUUGUAGGAUUAUUGGUAGCGCUGGAAGUAAAGACGGAAGAGCAGGAGAACUGGAAUCAAACAUCUUAGGGCUCCAGUAUGGUGUUUAUUAUGAUUCACUACCAAAGGACUUAGAUCGUAUUAUGCCUUGGCUAGGUGACGGGAACUGCUCGCAAUUAGGAUGGGAAUCCAACUUCAAAGGCACAGGUGGUGGCCUCGUACAUACGGACACAGGCCAGGCCAUACCCAUAAGAAGCCACCCACGCGCGCAGCUUCCCCCACUUGCGUGCAACUUGUUUAAAGAAGAGACUGAGAGUGGUUAUACUUGUUCAACAGUAGAAGAGGGAGUCAGUAGCUGUUAUCUUACAAGACUCGAACUUCAUAAAAGAUGUGGGCACUUUCAUAUAGAUGGCCUCCAGGUCAAUUGCCCUGGGUGUGAUCUACAUAACGGCCAACGUGCACCACACGCAAAAGCUAGAGAUGCUUCGAACUACAAACCUGAACCAUUGAAGUGACUAGCAAUCGACUUUGCUGCUGGAAUCAAACCCGUAUCAGUCAGGUCAACGGGGUGCGUGCUAGUGAUCAUUAAGCUCUGUCGACCGCUUAAGCUGAAAAGUGACUGCGUGGAGGAAUUAGAAGAAGCGAUCAAAGGCAUUCGCCAGGACUACUCCUUAUCACUUGAUGACAAGGUAGUGUGGUUCCUCCGGAGGGAUGGAGAACCUGUCCUGAGCAGUGGCGACAUGGCCAAAGUUAUGCAAUCGCUGCGAGUCUCAGACAGUCCGGCUGUUCCUUAUAGUCCGGAGAUGAGUGGGACCGGCGAACGUUUUAUGCGGACUUUGUUCGGCAGUGUUCGCACGAUGCUGACUAAAGUUGGUGAACGUCUCUGGUGUUACUGCGUCGAGUACGCUGGUGACUGCUGGGAUCGUUUAUUACCGCAUAACUAUGCAAAAGUGCCCCAAUAUGAUGGAAAGAGUCCAGUUGAAACCUUGGAAGAAAGGACUGGUGGAAACUCGUCGAAGAGUUCAAUCGGCAUGCUCCGCCGAUUUGGUUGUCUAGUUUACUCUCGUGAACAAAUUCAAGCCAACACUCCUGAACCCAAGCUCUCGGCCAAGUACCGCCGUGGCGUCUUCCUUGGACUCUGUCCGAAGUCGGCGGGUUGGUUGGUUGGUUGGAACUUUCGCUCAUGACGAUCGCUGCAAGCUUGGACAUCGAUGGGCGGAAUACUCUACCCGAGAUGUAAAGUUCAGCGAGGGCUAUCUAAUAAAAAAUAUUGAUUGGCUUUGGCCAGAUAAAAAGGGCAUCUACAUAGAGUGUGACGAACUGGAAAAUCUGCAGAAUGGCGCGUCGUCGCUGGGCUCCCCCUUGCUUGGGCAGUCAGUGCAAAGGCUGGACUAUCAGUCGGGGUUCUCUGGCACGGAGCACAUUCCAGGUGGGCCGACCGGUAUUUCCGACGAGCUAUUUAUUGAAACACUGCAUAAAGUAGAGGAAUCCAACGCAGCUGACUUUCUUAAAGGUGUUUCACUUGAGGAGGGGAAUGCUGAAGCGAAGGAUCGCGAGCCUCCUGCUCCGCUUAGUCCGUCUAGGUUGAAAGCCCCCAGCACGUGUUGUGGCAGGCGAACGCCAUACACACGUCAAGAAGCGUGGCCGACCAAAAGGAGCUAAGGACAAGGCAGGCAGCAGGGUUCGAAGAACAGCGAAACAGUUAGAAGAACUGCGGAAGAGUGUGGCGCUGUUCGCUAGUGCAGUAGGUGGCAUGUGUGAAUUGGACAAAGAUGAGGAAUUCGUCGAAUCAUAUGCGAUUUUGUCCGUUGCUCAAGCUCUCAAGUCUCCUGGUGCCGACAAGUGGCGGGAGGUUAUUGAGAAAGAGCGUGCGAGACUGCUAGCCUUUGAAACGUGGAAAGCAGCUUCUGACGAGGAGCUUGCGACCGCGCGACAGGCUCUACCAAUUGCCAUAAUUCUAACUAUUAAAAGAUGUGGAAGAUACAAGGCUCGCGCUUGUGUCCUCGGUAAUCUAGAUCGUUCAGGAGAGCUAAACGCCUUUGCUCCCGUAGUUUCGCACGCCGCUAAUAGGUUGCUCCUGGCUUCUUCUGCGUCAGAGCAGGACUAUGUGAUCCCGUUCGAUUUAAAUUCUGCGCUCCUCAAUGCUGAACUCGAUCGCGAUGUCUUCCGUCGUCUCCCACCCAUCUGGGCAGAGAAGCAUGGACGCGAGAUCGUGAAGCCCAAGAAGGCCUUAUACGGCUUGAAGGACGCACCACGGGCAUGGUUCAAGAAAUAUCACGACUUACUAGCCAGUAUUGGCUGGGAGCCGUGUGAUUCUGCGCCGGGCUUAUGGAGAAAGCCGAGUGCGAAAGUACCGGGGAAGUUCCUCAAGGUGUCAGCCUAUGUUGAUGACAAUCUUGCAACGGGUCCUGAUCUUGAUGAGCUCAAGACUGAACUAGAACUCAUCUUCUCCCGUGCCCCUGGCCGUGCGAUUGAUGUGGAGUCCGUUCCAACCCCUUGGGGUCAAACGUGGCUCAGGUUCGACUUCUUAGGUGCCGUCGUGUACUACUGCCGUGAAGCUCGAACGUUUCGGCUCAAUGUGGAGGAGUACAUUGAUAAAAUCGCAAAGAAAUUUGAAAUCGAAGCCGGAAAACCGGUUUACUCGCCCAAUUUUGACGAGUCGGCUUUUCUUGGGGAGGGGAUCAAGAUAGUCGAAGGGUAUCCCUUUCGUGAGGUCGUUGGUGCCUUGCUAUGGGUAGCUGUAACCGCGCGCCCGGACAUCUCUGCACCGGUGGCAGCAUUGGCUAGACAUGUCAGCAAACCCGCGCCAACAAGAAUGGUUAAAGCAGCCAUAAAAGUGCUGAAGUAUCUGGUGACAACGAGAGACCAAGGACUGGAAUACUCACCAGAACAAGAAGAAGAACUCAAUAGAAUCUAUUCAAAGUUACUACCUGAGGGCAGAGAUAUGCCAGAGGUGAAUAUCUUUAGUGAUGCAGGCUUCGCCAACUGCGUAAAGACUAUGAGUAGCACAAGUGGAUCGAUCAUGUAUUUCAGAGGCGUUCCAAUUGCUUGGAGAAGUAGCCGACAGACUGUCCGUGCCUAUUCUACGGCUGAGAGUGAAUAUAUUGCAGCUUCUGACACAAUUGUGCUCAUUGAACUGCAUGACUUUACAGACUUCUACAGGCCUCUACCAACUCAGUUGGUACACACACAGAACGGCUUGCCUCCCUCUUUAGACAAUGCUGCGCUCUGGAUCGACAACCAAUCCGCGAUCACAACAGCUAAAGCAACUGACACACGCCCGAAGGGUCGCCACUAUGCACUUCGCUACUUGCGUGUGCGUGAUGCGGCCAGUAAGAUAGUUUUCUGUCCAACUAACUUAAUGAAGGCUGAUGGCUUAACUAAGCUAGAAUGUAGCCCGUCUCAACGUAGACUACUACUUCAUCAUGUAGAUAAUCCGAUAAAUAAAGUUGAGUAUGAUGAUUGUGAUUCCUCAGACGAUGAAACCGAUGGGGAUGAUUUAGCUUACUAUAGCGUAGUAUAUUCGGUUUAUUUUGGUUGCUAGCCGAGUAUACCGUAGCCAUAGGAGACUAGUUAGGAGGUAUGACUUCCGUGGUAGUCCAGAAGACUAGGGACUUCGACACGCAACGACUGAGGAGGGGCGUUGGUCAAGGUCAUAGUCAUGAAAUGUCACAAAGAUCAGACGCAUGAAGAUCACCAAAAUGACCAAGAUCGCCAGGCGAACAAGGUACCCACCGGCACCAUUUUCAACGCGUUGGCCUUAGUUGGCGCGGGUGUCGGCCGUUUCUCCUCUCUCUCUCGUAUGCGGCUCAAGCCUCCCAAUACAGUCAAGGACAAAAGCAACACCGGAAAGAGCUCAGAGAUAACCUACAGACCUAAAUGCAUAUAGUUCCAAAAUCAAUGAUCAACAGGCAAAGGACCUUCAACGGAUUCAGAUAGCAGAAAUAGCGGAUGUUUCAUAGCUGUAGUCAGGUCCAUCACGUCUUGCCAGUUCUGACCCAUGAUGAAUGCCAGUGCGUGACGAUCGUAUGAGUCAAUGGCGAUAGCAUAAGCGUUCCCAUAUGAAGCAUAUGAAAGCAUCCCCAUGCGUCAUGAUAUCCCAAUGAAGAAGCUGAGGCUUCCUCCUUGCAACCCCAAUGAAUAUCCACAGGGAUCAAAGCAGCCAGAGAUCAUUAGUCUCAGGCUGUGCGUGCAAAUUGUGCAAUCUAUAUCAAACUCAAGCGUUUCUCACCGAGAAACUAGACGCGACUCAACAGUCUGUGUUCGAAUGGUCCAACAUACGCACAACGACCAGAGUUGUGCGCACUUUUAUUAAGAGAUGGCCUAAGCUGACAGUUGAGAAGCACAGUUUCGAGGAGCUUCGCAGCUGUUGAUAUGAGUUUUGUUUAGAUAUUCCAAAGGACACUUUCAUACCUUACCUUUGCUGCGCAUCUUCGGAGAGCGGCGAUAAGCAGAACAAUGGCACUACCGCAUCUUUGGAAAAACCGACGUCGGAUGGGGCAAUAAGAUGAGAAGUGGACUCGUAGACUCGUAGGGAUAUAAUGAUAGGAGGGGUCAUAGAUAACCUCUUCCAGGAAGCAUCUCUUCCACGAUGUCGUCGUGGAGUGAAAAUAUUUACUGUAUUCUGUUUGAGCUUGUAAAUCUCUUGUACAUGUUGAUAAAAGCAGAGGCUUAUCCAUAGAUGAUUGAACGAUAUAUGAUAUGACAAGAAGUGGAAACGCGCCGCGACAUCUUUACUAGUCUAGAUCUAGUAGAAUAUUUUCAUCACGAGUAAUCUUUUCCGCUGAGGUGAUCUUGCUAUCUUACUCAAUAAGACUGGAGCUCGUCAUGUGCCUCCAUAUGAAUAUGCAGCAAUGGAUUUUCUAGUGCUAGCUAUGGUUCCUUUUUCUGUUGGAGCAUGUUGAAGAAGAAUCACUUGCUUCUACUAGGAAGUCACCGACCGUUACGCAUCUGAUAGCUUGUUACUCAUUUUAUAGUCCUGCUUACGUUUAUGUAUCAAGGGGGAUAGUACAUUUAUGGGGGAUAUGUUUGAUUGUGUACUGAAUGCAGAACUUGAAUUGAGGGUUGCAUGACAGAUGGUCGCUUGAAGCAAUGAUGGAGUGUGUGCCAGGUGGAUAAAAGUAGCAUAUGUAGUGCUAAAGCAGAACUUUGAACUCUCGAUCAGUGAAAGACCUCACUUGGAGGACUUGUGGCAUUUUUGAUGUUGAGCUACCUUGUUUGCUGAAUGCAGCAGAACUGUGACGAAUCUUGAAAACACUAUGAAGAAGCCGAUAGGCUACUAUUUGGGACAUGAAGAUUGAAGCCUAGCUUAUAUUUACGUCUCGUUUUUGCUUGAACGAUGGAAACCAUG
This is a messenger RNA of Amoebophrya sp. A25, 7550 nucleotides long. Lineage: Eukaryota; Dinophyceae; Syndiniales; Amoebophryaceae. The record is from the annotation of a GenBank genome assembly.